CGAACCAAAACUCUCAAUCACAGCAAGCAAGAAGCAAGCAAGCAAAUGUCAUUACCUCAAGAAAAUGGUGUAAUGUUGUUGCUCGAUUAAUUUAAUAAUUAUCGGUGAUGGAGCCUAACAAUACAGACGCCGACAUCGGCGAUACAUGUAAUUUAAAUGGUGACUGUUCCUCACCAGCGAAAAAGCAAGUCUUCGACCCGAAUCAUACCAAAAAUAUUGACGACAUAUCUUCGCCUUCUGAAUUGAAAUUCGAUCUAGAGAAAGAAAUCGAAGACCCCGAGAUAACUGCGAAGCGCAAGGAGAUAGAGGCUUGCAUCGCUGACCCAGACUCUGUGGAUUAUCAGCAAUGGAAGAGUUUUGCAGUGAGCACAGGAGGACUUAUUUGUGAUGAGUACAGGAAAGUUAUAUGGCCGUUAUUGGUAGGAGUGACCAAGGAGGAAAUGACUGAUCCACCAUCCCUAGAUGAACUGUCUACACAUCAAGAGUAUAGCCAGGUUGUUUUGGAUGUAAACCGUUCCCUCAAGAGGUUUCCGCCCGGCAUUCCGUACGAGCAAAGAGUGGCGCUCCAGGACCAGCUCACAGUUCUCAUAUUGAGAGUCAUCAUUGAGUAUCCACAUUUGAAGUAUUAUCAGGGUUAUCACGACGUGGCCAUCACGCUGCUGUUGGUAUGCGGCGACCGCGCCUCCUUCCCGCUGCUGUGCCGGCUGUCGUGCGGCGCGGGCGCACCGCUGGCGCCGUUCAUGCAGCUCACCAUGCAGCCGACGCAGCACCUGCUCAAUUACAUGCUGCCCGUCAUAGCUAGGGCGGAGAAGAAACUGGCGGACUGUUUGGAGAAAGCGGGCGUCGGCACGAUGUUCGCCCUCCCCUGGUACCUCACGUGGUUCGGUCACAGCCUCAACAGAUACUCGGACGUGGUGAGACUGUACGACUACUUCCUGUGCGCGCCGCCGUUGUUCCCCGUGUACGUGACGGCGGCGAUAGUGCUGCACAGGGCUGAGGAGGUGUACGUGUGCGAUUGUGAUAUGGCGAUGAUGCACUGUCUCCUGUCCAGGUUACCCGAUGACUUGCCAUUCGAAGACAUCUUGGUGACUGCUAAAAAGUUGUACGACAAAAACGACCCGAGUGAACUCGAGAUGGAAGUUUACGAGCUGGAGAGGAGAGAAGAGGAGCAACGCCGCCAAGAGGAAGAGGAGCGCCUGCGUCGUCGGCAGCUGGCGGCGCGGAACGCCCGGGCGGCGGCGUCGCCGCCACCGUGCUGCUCGGCGUGUACGUGUACUACCGCCCCGACGUGUUCGCCAGUUGAGACAUGGUGCUUGGGUGAGUGUAGACCGAACACGCGGGUCUGCGGGGGACAAACUGAUGCUGGAAAGGAGGCCUUACGCCGUUGUAUUAAGGAGCGAUUUCGCGUGGACACCUCAAUUGUACUGAACGUUCUAGAUUUAAGUUCGCAGUACGCGCCAAAUAUGUUUGUCAAAAUAAACUUUCUAAAGUGGCAUUAGAAUGACAGCUGUCAAAUUUAAAUCGAUGAAUGAUGAUGAUGUUUCAUUCAAUGAACUUUUUUGUUUAGUCUAUUAAUAAUAUUUUUUUUUGAGAACCGGUUUACUGCCAUUAUAAAUGACAAAAAAAAACAAGAAAUUUCUCAUGCUCACAAAUUAUGCAAACAAAUUUGGCGCGUACUGUGGUAUAUUGUGUAGUACAUAAGGCUCGCAUGAAGAAGUACAAAUAUUUUAAGGGUGAUUUCGGUCACGUUUAGUUUUCAACAAAACUUUUCUUAAUUAAAUAGUGAAAAUAGCAAAAGAAAACACCAUUUCACUCUUAAAGAUUUUCUUAUUUUUUUUUCAAAAUCAAAAAGUUAUUCAGGAUUUUUUACUGUAGUUACCCUUUAAUAUUUGUACUAGAAGUUUAUGGACGUUAUAAUAAAUUUUAAGAUAAACGCAGUCAAAUGCCUUAAUAGUUAAACAAUGUUAAUGGGUUUCUUUGAAUGCAAAUAUAGUAUGCACGAAUGUUCUAUUUCCAAGUCCAUAUAAAAAUUAUAUAUUUUUUUCUCAUAAAUUUCGAAACAUAAUUUCGAUAAUAAACAUUAUUCAGCUUUUCAUUCGGGUAAUUCCUAUUGUUUCUCGUGUCAAAUAAGACAUUACUAUUUGACAGUUCGCCAACCGAUCAGGAGGUAUACUCACGAACGUUGGUAGGCAUAUCUAUCUUCUCUGUCUUGAGGUAAUUAGAAGUAUUUAAAAGAAAGAGAAGUCAUAUGCCUUGUCAACGUUCGUAUAUAAGGACUUAAUGAUACUUAAAUAUGAUUGAGAAACCUCCAAGAUAUGAGAACCAAUGAGAAAUUAUGCAAUUUUCUUUAAUAAUAAACGUCAAUGUAGGUUAAUGUGGACUCUCUCAAGGUUCUGAACACCCAAAAUAGGAAUUGAGAUGUGUUAAUUAAGUAUAUGUCAUGUGAAAUGCGUUGAAUUAAUACAGUGUUAUUAGUUACUUGAGAAGGUAGCUGAAGAGAACCGCACUUUGUUACAUUUAGAUCUCGGAUUGUAUAUAUUGUGAUCGUUACCUAUAUGUUCUUACGAACUAGUUAUAUAAGGCCUUUUUGUAAAUACAUUUCAUAUUAAAAACAUCUGUAGAUUCGUUCUUCCAACACUAACGUUUUCGUUGAUCAUUGUUUUGCUUCCACGCGUUUACAAACAUCACACAUAAUUAAACAGCUAUCAAAUAAAUAAACAUAUUAAUUAGAGCUUUUGAAGACACUUUAGACUUAAAAUUUGAUUCAAAAAGUUGGAAGAACGGAUCUAGAAGGCAGCGACACUCACAGGGUGACAUGUAAGCACGUACACCAAAAUGCCUCGAACAUUUAUUUUUAAUAAAGGCAAAAUCUCACUGUCAUGACUGCUAUUAUUUAAUACGCGCUUAUUUUGCACUGGUGCACGGUGAAAUUGAUAUUAUUAUAAUGAAAAUAAAGUCGAUGUCCUUAAACAGGAAGGUGGAAGCGGCUCGACCACGAAUUAAAAUAUGGGUGGAGCUGGAUUCUCUCACUUACAUACAACGUUUGGGUUGCCGGCCAUUAUGAAAAAAAUUUUAGGAAAAAAAAUGUAAAUUUUUUAUUAAAUUUGUUUGUAAAAUAUCGCAAAUAAAAUAUUAUUGUAAUUCUUAAAAAUAAAAAUUCAAGGCAUUUUUUGAAUAUGUUAAAUCAAAGUAUGGAAUUUUAACGGUCAUUUUGCUUAGAAAAAGAAUGUAUUGUAUCAUGUGUUUCACUUUGUUCCCCUCGUUGUACAGUGCACACGUAGUCUGUCUUUAUAAAACUUUGAAAACAUUUGUUAGGAAAAAGUAACUUUAUACUAUGGAAUUUUUCGGAGGACAAAAUGAAUUGGUUUAUAUGGUUAGGGUGUCUAAGUAGUCCCCGUGCUUAAGAACUAUGAAGUGUAAUUCACAUAGAUGCCUUUCUCGUGAGUCUUUGGUAUCGUGAACAAUAUGUGGCCUCUUUUAUUUGUAUAUUGCGUUCUGAUUAAUCUCAUGUGAUAUUAUUUUGUUACUAUUAUGUAGAUAGGUUAAUGUGUUAAUUCAUUCCUCAUCAGAUUAAUGUAAUGUACUAAGGCAGUAGUAAGAAAAUUAAUUUAUUAUGCACUUACAUUUAAGUUAAUUGGUUCACAAAUUAUUUAAACAAACCAAUGUAUAUGUCUAAAAUUUUAAGUGCAAAUGUAUACAAUAUUCGGCAUUUAUUAAUGUUAAAGUUUUUAAAUUACAUAAACGUUACAUUAUCAAAUUCCUAUAUUAUUCCAUUAUUAGUUGAUUACCACACACAAUAGUCAAAGCUUCCCUGCAUUUUAUAAAAAAGAAAUGUUUUUAAAAUCUAACAUUCAUUUUAAGUUCUGAUUAGUUUUACACCUACAUUCAAAAUUAUAAGUUUUUUUUUAUCCACGGUUUGGGAUAGUAUAAUUUUGAUAAUGUAACAUCACUCAUGUUUUGUAAAUAUCCAGUGUCACCCCAUCAUCCUGUGUAUAUUGUACCUUUAUAAUAACAAAUAAUCGAAAAACAGACUGUAAUUGUAAGUUUAAUUUCGCAAAUGUAAACAAUAAAUCGAUUUAAAUAUGUACUUUGUUUUUGUUAUGUUUAUUUGACAAAUAUUGUGAUUGAAAGAUCUUUGAGCGCCUGAGAGAUUCCUAAUAUAAUAAUGUAUGUUAUUAGAAUUAAAUCCUAUGUUAGAAUUAUUACAAAGUCCUUUUAUUCUAUUACCGAUUAGUUUUCUUAGUAUUCGGUCUCAAAUUAACCAAAAAUUGUUCUUAAUUUGGUACAGAAAAUAAUUUUGUUAUAGCGCAAGGUUAAACACAAAAUUAGAUUUGCGAGCAUCUUUGUGUUAAUUCUAAGAUAACGUAAUGAGCGAUGAAUUUUUAUGUUCUACCUACGCAAUACGUUUCAAAACGCCCUGGCAGAUGUGAAUUAGUAUUAAGUGUAGCUUUAUUCAACAUAUAACCUAUAUUUAUUUGUAUGUUUGUACGUCUUUCUUUUGUAUGAUGUUAAACAUGGCUAUGUAGGGUAGGCGUAUAAAUCAUACACUUAUUGCAGAAGGGUGCAGCAAGGGUUAAUAAUAAUGUUUAUUACUAUUUGGCGUUUUAUUCGUAGUAAAAUAGUAACCAUGGCAUGCUUUAUAUUUUUUUUUGCACAUAUUUAUUUUCUUCAUUAUGUCCAAUGUGGAAAUGGGCCUUAUUUCUAGAUAUCUAUGGUUCAAUCGCUAAAUAAUGUGAUUCGCAUUUUUUCUAACCUGAUUUUCUAGGAACAGCAAUGGAAAAUAGAACCUACUUCCCUUAUUAUUUUCUAAUCAGCCUCCGUAGUAUGGCACGCGCGACGCAGUUUUUAUCGCGCGAAAAACUCGCUGUUUCGCUUUUUAUAAUGACGUGAAAC
This is a messenger RNA of Amyelois transitella, 4893 nucleotides long. Its product is annotated as TBC1 domain family member 20. Lineage: Eukaryota; Metazoa; Arthropoda; Insecta; Lepidoptera; Pyralidae. The transcript has 10 exons. Gene Ontology annotation, biological process: positive regulation of GTPase activity; endoplasmic reticulum to Golgi vesicle-mediated transport. The record is from RefSeq and is a predicted model, not a curated record. Gene Ontology annotation, cellular component: endoplasmic reticulum membrane. Gene Ontology annotation, molecular function: GTPase activator activity. The coding region runs from base 108 to 1499 and encodes 463 amino acids.